Messenger RNA from Haliotis rufescens (red abalone), 2378 nucleotides. RefSeq names its product BTB/POZ domain-containing protein 6-like. The transcript is spliced from 3 exons. The coding region runs from base 292 to 1656 and encodes 454 amino acids. The record is from RefSeq and is a predicted model, not a curated record. Gene Ontology annotation, biological process: neurogenesis. Lineage: Eukaryota; Metazoa; Mollusca; Gastropoda; Lepetellida; Haliotidae. Gene Ontology annotation, molecular function: protein binding. Gene Ontology annotation, cellular component: cytosol.
AUGACCGCAUGUCACGAGUGUUUGGGUUUUGUGCCCCAGCUAUUCCUCACAACAUGCAAACAGUGAGUGUUCCAUACAAAUACUCGACAGAUUGAAAUAGAAUAGUCACAGUGUCACACCCUAAAGGGGUCAGUAGAGUAGACAGUAGACGUAGCUAAGGCAAAGAAGUGUACUAUAAACACUACCCACAACUCCUCCCAAACACAGGAGAGACUGCGUCAGUGUUGACAUGAAAGGAACUUACAUUGAAGGCGUGGGCUCGACAGCCUUUGUAUUUCGGUGAGACUGUAGAUGUCACGUGACGUCAACCAGGAAGCAAGACCGGGUAGUGUUGUCUCGAGGUGUUACACAUACAGACACAUCAUGGCAACUGAUGUUGACAAUUGGCAAAGUGGGAAGACCUUCCCGGAAACCAACCUGCACAUGUUGGACAGUUUGUUGUUGGCUGAUGUGACCUUCCUCGUUGGAGAUCAAAGGGAGACAAUCCAGGCUCACAAAUUCAUUUUAGUCAGCCGUAGCUGCGUGUUUCACGCGAUGUUCUGUGGAUCGAUCCCCGAGACGGGCCAAGUACUGAUUCCUGAUAUUCAGACAGAGAACUUCAAGACCUUUCUAAGGUACCUCUACACGGGGGAAGUCGCAUUAACUCCUAACACUGUCCUUGGUCUGAUGUACGCUGCUAGGAAAUACAACGUCCCAGGACUGGAAACGCAAUGUGAGGAGUUCUGCUUACAAUCUCUGUCGCCUAGCAACGCAUGUGUAUUCCUACAACAAGCAGUCCUGUUUGAUAAAGAAGACCUCAAGGCCAGAGCUCUUCUGGUAAUUAAAUCCAGAGUGGAGGUGACUAUUGCUAGCGACGGAUUCUGUGAGCUAAGCAAGGAAUGUCUAAAGCUGAUCCUGAAGGCAGAUGACAUGAGAGUUGACGAGAUUUGCAUCUUCCGAUCUGUGAUGUCUUGGGCGGAAGCUGAAUGUCGACGUCAGGGAAGGGAGGUAACUCCAGAAGAGAAAAGAGAAGUGUUGGGAGAGUGUUUGUUUCUCAUUCGUUUUCCAUUUAUUUCAAUGGCGCAAUUUGCCACAACUGUCUGCAAUGAAGGUAUUUUAAGUGAUGCCCAUGUCAUAAUGUUCUUACGAAAAUACUCUAUCAGCGACAUGGAUAUACGGCCGUUCUGUGACAUAUCUCGGAAAUCUCCUGUCUUUUACUUGUCUCGCUUACCUCCUGACCAAAAGACCUGCGGGUAUUUUGACGAAAUAGAUUAUCAACGUGAUGCAUUGUAUUUAUCCUGUGAUACCAGUGUUCACCUGACCGGGCUGAGCGUGUAUGCUAGGGAGGUGGAGGAGAAGGUGUCUCUAGACAUAGUUAUUACUGACAGUGAUGACACAAACCUGCUGCAGCAUCAGCAGGUCCCGGAUGUGAAAGAGGGACAACUCUCAGAUGUGAUGAUGUUUCCUUCACCUCUGACUGUCAGCAAAGGAAAGAAGAUAAAAAUCAAAGUCACCAGGGCCUCUUCAUGUUGUAAUUAUACAUGUGAAAUGAACAAUCAGCGAGUAAUGAGGCAUGAAGCAUCUGGUGUUGUGUGGACACUGGGGCAAUGUGGGGAAAGUGAUUAUUACAACAGCCUAGCCGAUGGAUUCCUUACUGGGAUUUUCUACGAAUUGUAGUGUGUUUACCUUUUACCCUGAUCCGUAUUAACAAAUUCAGAUGACCCAGGGACAACUCUCCUUCCAACUCCUCCAUCUCUGUACGACAGUGGGGCGGUGGGGAAGCCAUGUGGUUAAUGCGUUCACUCGUCACGCCGAAGACCCGGGUCCGAUUCCCCACAUGGGCACAAUGUGUGAAGUCCUGGUAAAUUCUGAUGUGCCCCUCUGCUACAUUGCUAAAAACGGAGUAAAACGAUACUCACUCACUGUACGACAGUAAUGUAUUCAGGAAAUACCGCAUUUGAAAAAUAGACAUAUUUGAUAUUUGAUGAUUAGUUCUUUUUAACAUGUGGCACCUUGACGACUAUUAUAAGAAGUUCCGAGGCAACAUUACGACCGUACCAACUAGAAGAAACACCACGUUGCUAACAUCUUUACAUUAUGUGUAUAAAGUAUUAUCAUUUUUACGUUUGUGACCGUGUUGUCCCAAGGAUAUAUUUGGAACCAAAUUUCUAUCAAUGCAGAAAAUUAAUCAACAAAGACAGUGUCGUUUGAGACCCAAGAUUUCCUUGAAUUUUGGAACUUUUUGACAGCCAACUGUGACGUCAUAGUUUCUGCGUCAUAGUGAGUGGUAGGCUUGAUGAUGAUUUUAUGGGUGCCCACGUCACGUUCUCUUCCUAUCUUGCUGAAGUUCAAUGCUUGUUUUAUAUGCGAGUGUAGUAUUAUAAUAAAAUAAAAAUUCA